UUGUCUCCUUGGUCGAGCAUAGGGAAGCAGCUCACGACGCGCACAGCGUUGCGAUGACCGGACUCAGUGUUACGAUUUUAAUUUAAUUAGUUGCAUUCCAUUCUUUUUUAUGGACUGACUUUUAUUCAUUCCAAGCGUACAUUUUUAGGAAUAUAAUAGCAUUCUUUUUUCCCUCGAGAACGCUUUCGUUCGACGUUCAGCUGUUCUUUUUUUCUUGUGUUUUUUUUAAAUAAUUAAUAAAAUGAAGGUGAUGGUAGAUUUCGAGGAGUGCCUGAAGGACUCCCCCAGAUUCAGCCUCCUCCUGUUCUUUGCCUGGAGAGCCCUUGCUUCUGUUUCUCCUCCCACACCACGCUCGCCUUGUGAGGAGAGGGCAACAAUAGAAGAAGUGGAAGGAGAUGUCUCCGAGUUGGAAUCCAAGUUGGACAAGCUGGUAAAGCUGUCUAUUGGAAUGAUUGAUGCUGGAAAGGCAUACAACACAGCAAGCAAGCAAUUUGUAAAUGGAAUCCGUGAACUGGCACAACAGUCUUCCAAGGAUCAGGUUAUUGAAGAAAGCCUUAUGAAGUUUGCUGAAAAUUUACAGGAGAUGAUAAACUACCACACAAUCCUGUUUGACCAAGCACAGAGAUCGAUUAAAUCUCAGCUUCAGACAUUUGUGAAAGAAGACCUGAGAAAGUUCAAAGAUGCCAAAAAACAGUUUGACAAAGUUAGUGAAGAGAAGGAAACCGCCUUGGUGAAGAAUGCACAAGCACCUCGGAACAAACAACAUGAAGUUGAAGAAGCUACCAGUGUCUUGACUGCAACUCGCAAAUGUUUCAGACACAUUGCCUUGGACUACGUGCUUCAGAUUAAUGUCCUGCAGUCCAAGAGGCGCUCAGAAAUCUUAAAGUCGAUGCUAUCCUUCAUGAAUGCACAGCUCGACUUUUUCCAUCAGGGUUACAGCCUUUUCAGUCAGUUACAGCCUGUCAUGAAAGAGCUGGGAGGCCAACUGGACCAGUUGGUGGUUGAUGCAGCAAAGGAGAAAAGAGAUAUGGAACAAAAGCACUCAACGAUCCAACAGAAGGCUGCAUUACAGGACUUCUCAACGGAUGAUACCAAGCUGGAAUAUAAUGUGGAUGCAGAAAAUGGAAUUGCCAUGGAAGGAUACCUCUUUAAAAGAGCCAGCAAUGCAUUCAAAACAUGGAACAGGCGCUGGUUCUCCAUUCAGAACAACCAGUUAGUAUACCAAAAGAAAUUCAAGGAUAAUCCAACCGUAGUGGUGGAAGAUCUACGUCUCUGCACAGUGAAACAUUGUGAAGAUAUUGAACGCCGCUUCUGCUUUGAAGUUGUAUCUCCAACAAAGAGCUGCAUGAUGCAGGCUGAUUCAGAGAAGCUGAGGCAGGCCUGGAUAAAGGCUGUCCAGACUAGCAUUGUGACUGCUUUUCGAGAGAAAGGAGAGGAUUCUGAGAAGCUAGACAGGAAAUCCUCCACAUCUACAGGCAGCCUAGAUUCUGGCAGCGAUCCCAAGGAGAAAGUUGUUAAAGGGGAAAACAUACUACAGCGCAUUCAGAGCAAUGCUGGGAAUGGCAUGUGUUGUGACUGCGGCAUGGCUGAUCCCCGCUGGGCUAGCAUCAAUCUGGGCAUCACACUAUGCAUUGAAUGCUCUGGGAUACACAGGAGCUUAGGAGUGCAUUUUUCAAAAGUGCGGUCUCUUACUUUAGACUCCUGGGAACCUGAAUUACUAAGGCUGAUGUGUGAAUUGGGAAAUGAUGUUAUAAACAGGAUAUAUGAAGCUCGACUGGAAGAGAUGGGUGCUAAAAAGCCACAGCCAGGUGAUCCCAGGCAGGACAUUGAGGCUUACAUCAGAGCAAAGUAUGUGGAAAGAAGGUUCGUCCGAAAGCCCAGCCCAGCAGAGCAAAGGCUGAAGAUCAUAUCAUUGAAAAAUGAGGAGAAGAGACUUAGUGGUAGCUUGGAAUAUCUUCCACCGCGCCCACCACCACCAACACCUAAGCAGAGGCCAUCUUCUAACAUUUCAGCAGCUGCAGUCUGCAGUGACGAGGCCCGCCGGGAGUCUCUCUUCUGUCCCGAUGAGCUUGAUUCGCUCUUCUCCUACUUUGACACCUCUUCAAAGCUACGCAGUAUAAAGAGUGCUGACAAUGGUAUUCAGAAGAGUACAAAUGCAAAUCAAGAGGUGCCAGUCUCCCCACCGACUGCAAAUAAUUUGAAUGAAUCUGAGUCUAGGAGCCACUCUGCUGUCUUCCCUGAAUUGAAAGAGUACACUUCUGGUCUACAGCUGUACUGUGCUGCAUAUGCAUGCAAGCUGCCAGAAAUGGCUGAGGCAUUGGCUUAUGGUGCAGAUGUCAACUGGUUCAACAUAGAAGAUGACAACAGAACCCCACUAAUUCAGGCUGUACACGGGGGCUCACUGGUUACAUGUGAGUUUCUACUUCAGAAUGGUGCUAAUGUGAACAGUCAAGAUGUGUUUAAGAGGGGACCUCUGCACCAUGCUGCCAUCCUCGGACACACAGGGCAAGUGUGUCUCUUCCUUAAAAGAGGAGCCAGCCAGAAUGCGCUUGACAUUGAUGACAGAAGCCCUUUGUCUAUAGCUGUGGAGGCAGCCAAUGCAGAUAUAGUAACAUUGUUGCGUUUGGCGAAGAUGAACGAUGAGAUGCGUGAAGCUGAAGGACUCUAUGGACAACCAGGUGAUGAAACAUACCAGGAAAUUUUCCGAGAUUUUUCCCAAAUGGCUUCCAAUGAACCAGAAAAACUUAAUCGUCUCCAGCUGUCAGACUCACCGAGGCUGUGAAGCUUGUGCUUCUUAAAUGCAUUUCCUUAACCUUAAUGCCACGUGGCCCAUCAAAAACAAAAACCAGCAGCUCACCAGGUGAACCACUUUGGACUGAGAAGGCCGAUUCCUUUACUCUACUGUGCUGGUUUCUGGUUACGGUCAUAUUUAUGCUAAUAAUUUACAAUACAAAACCCCUUUUGGUAUGUUAAAUGUUAUUAUAGGCCAGUCCUAAAGGGUAAAGGGGGACCGAAGAUAGCUGCCCUGGCUCCAAGUAUUCAGCCACUGGGUGUGUGUGUGUGUGUGUGUGUGUGUGUGUGCGUGCGCAUAUAAGCGUACAUGCGUGUGUGUCUACUUUUACUAUAUCCAUUUCCCUGUUUGCUUGUGUGCCACUAUGUCAGUGCCUCCAUGUUUGUUUGUGUGUAUGUGUGCUUUGCAAUGCUCCAGCUUGGGCUGUGAUGCCGUUUUCACUAAAAUAUUGGGCAGGCCCUUUGUGUUUUAGUGUGGGAGGGAGCGAGCCUUGUUCUGUUGUUGGUGUCAAGUGGGUCAAGUGGGUCAGGUCGACAGUGGCACAAUUCUGUUUUCUGUUGUUUUUCUGUUGAGUGUAACAUGAGGAUUUGUGCACAAAUUGUCAACAAAAAGCUGAUUCGCAAAAGUAAAGAGAAUGAAGAAAGAAGCAACAAUGGAAGAGGAGGAGAAUAAUGCUGCCUCCUGUGUCUGCAGUGGCGAUUCUGAACUGAUUUGUGCCUCAAGCAGUGGAAGCCAUCUGUGUGGAAGGAGAGUUGAUUGUCUGCUACACUGUUGACUUUAACUGCUUGGUGUUUGCUGAGGUUGAAGGCUUCAGAUGCAUUCCUUAACACUUGAGAAACUUGCAGGGAGUUUAUAAUUAAAUCAACAAAAGAAUAAACAUGAAGGAUAUAAAAGGAGAGGCUUAAUGAAGAUACCGUUAAUGGUAAGCCCUUGAGUUACUUGGCUCUCUCUGCUUUUAUACAUCGAGGCGUCUUCAGCACUUCACUUGUUUAUGACAAAAGUGUUUUUAAAACCGUGCCAGCCAGGGUGCUCUAAGACACCCCAAGACCCCAGGUAGGAGGGCUGCCAUUUUCAUUCAUAUUUUGUAAUCUGUGCUGAAUGUAAAAUAUGUAAGUAUUGUAUAUAUCAAUAGAAUUAUUGCUUUUAGAAUAUGUUUAAUAAAAUUAUUCUGGUACUGAA
Molecule: messenger RNA, 3970 nt
Organism: Polypterus senegalus (gray bichir)
Lineage: Eukaryota; Metazoa; Chordata; Cladistia; Polypteriformes; Polypteridae
Product: arf-GAP with coiled-coil, ANK repeat and PH domain-containing protein 2-like
Exons: 26
Coding region: 242-2782 (846 amino acids)
Cellular component (GO): cytoplasm
Molecular function (GO): GTPase activator activity; protein binding
Source: RefSeq, a predicted model, not a curated record